Molecule: messenger RNA, 540 nt
Organism: Diversispora eburnea
Lineage: Eukaryota; Fungi; Glomeromycota; Glomeromycetes; Diversisporales; Diversisporaceae
Source: the annotation of a GenBank genome assembly
AUGUCUCGAAAAAUAGAAAAAAUAAAGUAUUGUCCGGCAGGUCAUUCUUCUGAGGAUAUCGCUUAUUUUGACGGCCAAAAUUUCAUUCAUUCUGAUGGAAUAUGUUCUUUAUGCACUAAAGAACAUUUUAUCCAAGAAUUUAAAAAUUGGUCGAGUGAGAAUUCUAACAUUGAUGAGAUUAUACAAGAAUCUCAAAUAAAAAGUCUUUAUUCAAAGUUACAUUGGAUGCCUUAUGAUAAUUUUCUAAAUAUCGAACACAUCGCGGAUGGCCAUGGAUCUGUGUAUUCUGCCAAAUUAAAAAAUGGAAUAAAAAAGAAUUGGAAUUUUAUCAAACAGAAUUGGGAUUAUCGUUCAAUAGGCCGCGAAGUUGCUUUAAAAGAAAUAAAAGAUUCUAGAUAUGACAUAAUUGAAUUUCUGAAAGUGUUACAUCCUCAAUCACAUUAUGUUAGCCGAUAUAUUCAUACUCUUCAUGGAUUACAUGAUUUAUUGGAAGAAAUAAAGUCUGGAAAAUCUUCAGGUGUGUUCUUAGAACGAUUUUAA